AUGUCACAAAAUAGUGUUUGCUUGAAUACGGAAUUACGAAAAUUAAGACCCGCAGAAUUAUACAAACUUGGGCAAAUAUUGAAUGUAUCGGAUUCAUGGAAAAAAUUAAUGGCAAUUGUACCAAAGGAAAAUGUUUCUAAUAUUCCUAAAUUUAAUACUGAACAUUUCAGUAUGAUUGAGCAAGCUGUACAACAACAAAGAAAUGCAGCAGAAAUAUUUUUAUCAGAAUGGGGAACAAUGGGUAAAAAUAGACCAACAUUGGGUAUUUUGUUAAAUCUUUUAGUAAAAGCAGAAUUGUUUAGAGCAGCUGAUUAUGUAGCUGGAGAAAUAUUAAAUGUGGAACUCCCAAAACGACCAAAACGUGGACCAGCAGCACCUAUAGAUAUUUCAGAAAACGUUAUAAGAAAAUUAUUGGAAGUAAGACAGGAACAUGAAAACUUUAAUUUCAGUGAAUCUUUGAUAUUUGAAUUACCUCUCGAAGUUGAUGAUAAUAAAACAAUUAAUUCUAAUCCAAUGAACCAUGUGAUAAAUAAUAGUUCUUUGGAAAGAAAUAUGCAAUCAACAAAAUUAAUUUCUUCAAAAGGAAAGCAUAAUGAAAAGCUGGUAGAAAAUAACGAUAGAACAUUGAAUCCAAAAAUGUCCGAUUUAAUGAAAUUUAGUAGUGAACAAGAUAUAGAAGAAUGUAAAAAACAAGAACAAAUAUUUGGACAACAAGAAAUAUUAUCUAAUGAAUUACCUGUGUUUUUAAAUGAAUUUGGUCAAACAACUAGACAGGCAGAAUUAAAUCAGGAAAUAUUAUCGGAGGAACUUCCAAUUUUUUUAAAUAAUAGUGCAAUUAUGUUAAAUAAAACUUUAUCUGAUUAUGAAAUAAAUAAUUCAUUGCAUUUAUCGAAUUUGAAUAUUAAUGAAAAUGAAAUAACUUCUACUGAAUUGCCUCAAUGUGUUGUUGAACUUUAUAUAAAUAAUGUAUCUAAUUUGAAUAAUACCGGUGAUGUUGAAAAUAAUGAAAAUGUAGUGCAAAAUGCAGUAAAUUCAGAAGAAUUACCAAUUACAGUUUUAGAAUACAACAAAGAUCUUUAA
Molecule: messenger RNA, 1080 nt
Organism: Eufriesea mexicana
Lineage: Eukaryota; Metazoa; Arthropoda; Insecta; Hymenoptera; Apidae
Gene: tub
Product: interleukin 1 receptor associated kinase 4 tube
Exons: 3
Coding region: 1-1080 (359 amino acids)
Source: RefSeq, a predicted model, not a curated record